Molecule: messenger RNA, 6395 nt
Organism: Apaloderma vittatum (bar-tailed trogon)
Lineage: Eukaryota; Metazoa; Chordata; Aves; Trogoniformes; Trogonidae
Gene: MYO5A
Product: myosin VA (heavy chain 12, myoxin)
Exons: 41
Coding region: 1-5577 (1858 amino acids)
Biological process (GO): vesicle transport along actin filament; actin filament organization
Cellular component (GO): actin cytoskeleton; myosin complex; vesicle
Molecular function (GO): ATP binding; microfilament motor activity; actin filament binding
Source: RefSeq, a predicted model, not a curated record
AUGGAAAUAGAUGGUUUAGACUACAUGUAUGUUAAAUAUGCCAGGGUUUGGAUCCCAGAUCCAGAGGAGGUUUGGAAGUCAGCAGAACUUCUCAAAGAUUAUAAACCUGGAGAUAAAGUCCUCCAGCUUCGACUUGAAGAGGGCAAGGACCUAGAAUAUUCCCUAGAUCCGAAGACGAAGGAACUCCCACCUUUGCGAAACCCUGACAUACUUGUUGGUGAAAAUGACCUCACAGCACUCAGUUAUCUCCAUGAACCUGCCGUUUUGCACAACCUCAAAGUUCGAUUUAUAGACUCUAAACUAAUCUAUACCUAUUGUGGUAUCGUCUUAGUGGCCAUAAACCCUUAUGAACAACUGCCUAUCUAUGGCGAGGAUAUCAUCAAUGCAUACAGUGGCCAAAAUAUGGGAGAUAUGGAUCCACAUAUCUUUGCGGUGGCUGAAGAAGCAUAUAAGCAGAUGGCCAGAGAUGAGCGGAAUCAGUCAAUCAUUGUCAGUGGGGAAUCUGGAGCUGGAAAGACUGUCUCUGCUAAGUAUGCCAUGAGGUACUUUGCCACAGUCAGUGGAUCUGCCAGUGAAGCCAAUGUUGAGGAGAAAGUCUUGGCCUCCAACCCCAUCAUGGAGUCUAUUGGAAAUGCCAAAACUACGAGGAAUGACAACAGCAGUCGCUUUGGGAAAUACAUUGAAAUUGGUUUUGAUAAGAGAUAUCGAAUCAUUGGUGCUAACAUGAGAACUUACCUCUUGGAAAAAUCAAGAGUGGUGUUUCAGGCAGAAGAGGAGAGAAAUUACCACAUCUUUUACCAACUUUGUGCCUCUGCAGCAUUACCUGAGUUUAAAACUCUACGAUUAGGGAAUGCAAAUCACUUUCACUACACAAAGCAAGGUGGAAGCCCUGUGAUUGAUGGUGUUGACGAUGCUAAGGAAAUGGCAAACACCAGGCAAGCCUGCACUUUGCUAGGAAUUAGUGAUUCCUACCAGAUGGGAAUUUUUCGAAUCCUUGCUGGCAUCCUUCACUUGGGCAACGUGGAUUUUGCAUCUCGGGAUUCUGACAGCUGCACUGUUCCUCCCAAGCAUGAACCCCUCACCAUCUUCUGCGACCUCAUGGGUGUGGAGUAUGAAGAGAUGGCCCACUGGCUUUGCCACAGGAAGCUCGCAACUGCCACCGAAACCUACAUCAAGCCAAUUUCUAAACUUCAUGCCAUCAAUGCCAGAGAUGCACUUGCCAAACAUAUCUAUGCUAAUCUGUUUAACUGGAUUGUAGAUCAUGUGAACAAAGCCCUUCACGCCACUGUAAAACAGCAUUCUUUCAUUGGAGUGCUGGACAUUUAUGGAUUUGAGACAUUUGAGAUCAACAGCUUUGAACAGUUCUGUAUCAACUAUGCCAACGAAAAACUGCAGCAGCAGUUCAAUAUGCAUGUCUUUAAGCUAGAGCAAGAAGAAUAUAUGAAGGAACAAAUACCGUGGACCUUGAUUGAUUUCUACGACAAUCAGCCUUGCAUCAACCUCAUAGAGGCCAAGAUGGGAAUUCUGGAUCUGUUGGAUGAGGAGUGCAAGAUGCCAAAAGGCUCGGAUGACACGUGGGCCCAAAAACUCUACAAUACUCAUUUGAAUAAAUGUGCCCUCUUUGAAAAACCACGUAUGUCAAAUAAGGCUUUUAUCAUCAAGCACUUUGCUGACAAGGUGGAGUAUCAAUGUGAAGGCUUUUUGGAAAAGAACAAAGACACAGUUUAUGAAGAACAAAUUAAGGUCCUAAAAUCAAGUAAGUUUAAGCUGCUACCAGAGCUAUUCCAGGAUGAGGAGAAGGUCCUCAGUCCCACGUCAGCAACCCCUUCGGGGCGUGUGCCUUUGUCUCGCAUGGCUGUAAAACCAGCCAAGGCCAGGCCAGGUCAAACCAGCAAGGAGCAUAAGAAAACUGUGGGACAUCAGUUCCGAAACUCUCUUCAUCUGCUGAUGGAAACCCUGAACGCUACAACUCCACACUACGUGCGCUGUAUUAAGCCUAAUGACUUCAAGUUCCCUUUCACGUUCGAUGAAAAGCGGGCAGUGCAGCAGCUGAGAGCUUGUGGUGUCCUGGAGACCAUCCGAAUCAGUGCAGCUGGCUUCCCCUCCAGGUGGACAUACCAAGAGUUCUUCAGCCGUUACCGUGUUCUGAUGAAGCAGAGAGAUGUCCUUAGUGACCGAAAGCAGACGUGUAAAAAUGUGCUGGAGAAGCUGAUUCUGGACAAGGAUAAGUACCAAUUUGGUAAGACAAAAAUAUUUUUCCGGGCUGGUCAAGUAGCCUAUCUGGAAAAAAUAAGGGCAGAUAAGUUGAGAGCUGCCUGUAUCCGCAUCCAAAAGACAAUCCGAGGCUGGCUGAUGCGAAAGAAGUACGUGCGCAUGAGGAAGGCUGCCAUCACCAUUCAGAGACAUGUCAGAGGGUACCAAGCACGAUGCUAUGCUAAGUUCCUGCGGAGAACCCGGGCUGCCAUCACUAUUCAGAAGUUCCAGCGCAUGUACGUGGUCCGGAAAAAGUACCAGUGCAUGCGAGCUGCCACCAUUGCUCUUCAGGCUCUCUUAAGAGGCUACAUGGCCCGGAACAAGUACCAAAUGAUGCUUCGGGAGCACAAGUCUAUUGUUAUUCAGAAACACGUCAGAGGUUGGCUGGCUCGAGUGCAUUACCGUAGGACCCUGAAGGCAAUUGUUUACUUGCAAUGCUGUUACCGGCGUAUGAUGGCCAAGAGGGAGCUAAAGAAGCUGAAGAUAGAGGCCCGGUCUGUAGAACGCUACAAGAAGCUUCACAUUGGCUUAGAGAACAAGAUCAUGCAGCUGCAGCGAAAAAUUGACGAGCAGAACAAAGAGUACAAAUCUCUGCUGGAGAAGAUGAGCAACCUGGAGAUCACGUACAGUACAGAGACAGAGAAGCUGCGGAGUGAUGUGGAGAGGCUUCGGAUGAGUGAGGAGGAGGCCAAGAACGCGACCAACCGUGUCCUCAGCCUUCAGGAUGAGAUUGCCAAACUCCAGAAGGAGCUGCACCAAACUCAGUCUGAGAAGAAGACCAUUGAGGAAUGGGCAGAUAAAUACAAACACGAGACUGAGCAGCUGGUAUCAGAGCUGAAAGAGCAGAACACAUUACUGAAAACAGAGAAGGACGAGCUGAACAGCCGCAUCCAUGACCAAGCGAAGGAAAUAACAGAGACGAUGGAGAAGAAGCUGAUGGAGGAAACGAAACAGCUAGAGCUAGAUCUGAACGAUGAACGGCUACGGUACCAGAACCUGCUGAAUGAGUUCAGCCGUUUAGAGGAGCGGUAUGAUGAUCUCAAGGAUGAAAUGAACUUAAUGGUGAACAUCCCCAAGCCUGGACACAAAAGAACAGAUUCGACUCACAGUAGCAAUGAAUCUGAAUAUACCUUUAGCUCUGAGAUCACAGAAGCGGAAGAUUUACCAUUGAGAAUGGAGGAACCCAGUGAGAAGAAGGCACCGUUGGAUAUGUCUCUGUUCCUCAAGCUGCAAAAACGGGUUACCGAGCUGGAGCAAGAAAAGCAAUUCCUGCAGGAUGAACUGGACAGAAAGGAAGAACAGGCUCUCCGUGCUAAAGCUAAGGAGGAGGAAAGGCCUCCAAUAAGAGGUGCCGAGCUGGAGUACGAGUCACUCAAGCGUCAAGAACUUGAAUCUGAGAAUAAAAAACUGAAGAAUGAGUUGAAUGAGCUGCAGAAGGCCCUCACAGAAACACGAUCACCAGAGGUAACUGCUCCUGGUGCUCCUGCAUAUAAAGUCCUUCUGGAUCAGCUGAUUUCAGUCAGUGAAGAGCUUGAAGUACGCAAGGAAGAAGUGCUCAUCCUGAGGUCUCAGCUUGUUAGCCAGAAAGAGGCUAUUCAACCUAAGGAGGAUAAGAAUACCAUGACAGAUGCUACAAUCCUCUUGGAGGACGUACAGAAGAUGAAAGACAAGGGAGAAAUUGCACAGGCAUAUAUUGGACUGAAGGAAACAAACAGGCAAUCUCCUCAGGACUAUCAUAUGCUGAAUGAGGACGGAGAACUUUGGCUGGUUUAUGAAGGGUUAAAACAAGCCAACAGGUUGCUGGAGUCACAGCUUCAGUCGCAGAAGAAGAGCCACGAGAACGAACUGGAGUCACUGCGAGGUGAGAUCCAGAGUCUGAAGGAAGAAAACAACCGGCAGCAGCAGCUCCUGGCACAGAACCUGCAGCUGCCUCCCGAGGCACGCAUCGAAGCCAGUCUGCAGCAUGAGAUCACCCGCCUGACCAACGAGAACUUGGAUUUAAUGGAGCAGCUAGAAAAGCAAGACAAAACUGUUCGCAAGCUAAAGAAACAGUUGAAAGUAUUUGCCAAGAAGAUCGGUGAACUUGAAGUGGGCCAGAUGGAGAACAUAUCACCUGGACAAAUCAUUGAUGAACCUAUUCGUCCAGUUAACAUUCCACGUAAAGAAAAGGACUUCCAAGGGAUGUUAGAAUAUAAGAAGGAGGAUGAACAAAAGCUUGUCAAGAAUCUUAUUUUAGAGCUGAAACCACGUGGGGUAGCUGUCAACCUGAUUCCAGGACUACCAGCAUAUAUUCUCUUCAUGUGUGUACGCCAUGCGGAUUACCUUAACGAUGACCAAAAAGUGCGGUCACUGUUGACUUCCACAAUCAAUGGCAUCAAAAAAGUGUUGAAGAAACGAGGAGAUGACUUUGAAACAGUGUCCUUCUGGCUAUCUAACACCUGCCGAUUUUUGCACUGUUUGAAGCAAUAUAGUGGAGAGGAGGGUUUUAUGAAGCAUAAUACACCUCGUCAAAAUGAACACUGCCUCACCAAUUUUGAUUUAGCUGAAUACAGACAAGUCCUGAGUGACUUGGCUAUUCAGAUCUACCAACAACUUGUCCGAGUGUUGGAAAACAUUCUGCAACCCAUGAUUGUUUCAGGAAUGCUGGAGCAUGAGACUAUCCAAGGUGUCUCAGGGGUGAAACCAACAGGGCUGCGGAAGAGAACGUCCAGCAUUGCUGAUGAGGGAACCUACACUUUGGACUCGAUUAUUCGGCAGCUAAACUCCUUCCAUUCAGUCAUGUGUCAGCACGGAAUGGAUCCAGAGCUGAUCAAACAGGUCGUCAAGCAGAUGUUCUACAUCAUUGGGGCCAUAACACUUAAUAAUCUUCUCCUGCGCAAGGACAUGUGCUCAUGGAGCAAAGGAAUGCAGAUAAGAUACAAUGUGAGUCAACUGGAAGAAUGGCUGCGUGAUAAAAAUCUGAUGAAUAGCGGGGCUAAAGAAACACUGGAACCCCUCAUCCAGGCUGCACAGUUGUUGCAAGUAAAAAAGAAAACAGAUGAAGAUGCGGAAGCCAUUUGUUCAAUGUGCAAUGCACUGACUACUGCCCAGAUUGUUAAAGUUCUGAAUUUGUAUACUCCAGUCAAUGAGUUUGAAGAGAGAGUCUUGGUAUCAUUUAUACGUACAAUACAGAUGCGUCUGCGAGACAGGAAGGACUCUCCUCAGUUGCUCAUGGAUGCUAAACACAUCUUUCCUGUUACUUUCCCAUUUAAUCCAUCCUCCCUGGCACUGGAAACCAUUCAAAUCCCAGCCAGCUUGGGCUUGGGCUUCAUAUCACGUGUCUGAUCCCAAGGAUGUACCGUCAGUGUUAGCUGGAGAAUCAGUUGCCCGAUACCUUUAUCCAUUAAAACAUAGUGAGCCACUGAAAACACGUUUUCUGAGCAGUCUAUGUAUGUCCAGCUCUGUAGUAAGAGUAGCUGGAAAGCUACGUAACAGCACCACAGGUCGAAGGCUGGUAGAAAGGUGUGCAUUUGCGUUCAGUCAUUGCAUUUACAAGGACAUCACUAAUUCGUACAUUUCCAGAAUACGGAAAUAGGGCACGGACAAAAAUUGUGUCUUCAGCUGUUUAGAGACAUUUUUAGGUCUUCAGUAACGUAUUUAAAUAGUGUAAAUUAAACUCCAAGUGUAACCUUCUCAUAGGCAGGGACCAACAGGGACAGUCACAGUCCUGAACAAGGAAGACUUGAAAGUGAGGCGUUCUGUAGGAGAACACACAGUCACUUGGGAGCCUGUUACAUUUAAUUUGUAAAAACUGGAAUGGAGAAACACAAACUGGCAAUAUAUAAAGUGAUUUCUUAAACCACUUCCUUAUUUAUGUCAGACAUAAAUCCUAGUGAUAAGUCUUAAAGCUCACUAUAUGCUACAACUUAGGUGUUCAUUUGUUAGUACUGUGGUUUACCAAGCAUACUAAAUUGCUGCUGCGUAUUGUGUUCCUCUAAAUGUACGACAGUAUCAUACUAAGCACUAAAAAUAAAAUACUUCACUUUUUGUUGUCAACCUUAUUUACAGUUCAAUGCAGCCUGUUAUUCUAACUGGAUUUUUGCAAAUGAUAUCAAAUAACACCUGUAGAGGAAAAUGGUAACUAAGCACAAGUAGCACACUGG